AAAUAAUUUUUUUUUAAUAAAAAAAUUAAAAAAAGCUUAAAAUCAAAUUUUAUUUUAAAACACAUUAUAUAAAAACCUAUUUACAUUAAAAACAAACAAAAAAAAUAUUUUUAUAAAAAAAAUUAUCCCUUAUCCCCCUAAAACCAAUAAACACGCCUGAAUCAAACAUGUGCCGUUUAAAGUUAAUGGUGUAACAUUUUUUAACGUAAAAAAAAAAAAUUACAAAAAAUAUUGUUGGUGCUGUGUUGUCAAUGAAAUAAUUCGGCUUUUAACAGUUUUUUUUUUCGAUUGGAAAACAAAUUUAAAAUAAAAUUAUAAUAAUUUUUAAAAAAUUCAAAUUACUAUAUAAAACAAAAUUUUAACGGAAAUUUCAAACAACUAUAAGCUGCUCACCUUUCUUGGGAUUAUUACUAUUGCCAUAACUACCUUAUUGGAUUUAUUUUAUAUUAUUUCUUUGUUAACCCCGGAGUUUUAAUAAAAAACCGCAAAAAUUCAGCCGAACUUUGGAUUACAAUUUUUAACCAAUUAUUUUCUAUCUCAAAGGUACAAUACUGACCUAGGAGCUAUGGACCAGCAAUUUUGUUUACGCUGGAACAAUCAUCCGACAAAUUUAACCGGUGUCCUCACCUCAUUGUUGCAAAGAGAAGCACUUUGCGAUGUUACAUUAGCCUGUGAAGGUGAGACAGUUAAGGCACAUCAAGCCAUAUUAUCAGCAUGCAGUCCAUAUUUCGAAACUAUAUUCCUGCAGAACCAACAUCCACAUCCCAUCAUCUAUUUGAAAGAUGUCAGAUACUCAGAAAUACGUUCCCUGCUAGAUUUCAUGUACAAGGGCGAAGUAAAUGUCGGCCAAAGUUCAUUACCGAUGUUCCUCAAAACAGCCGAAAGUCUGCAGGUGCGUGGUCUCACAGAUAACAACAAUUUAAAUUAUCCUUCCGACCUCGAUAAACACCGCGAUACAGAAGCCUCAUCACCCACUGGCCGAACACCUUAUGGUUCAGCCGUUGGUCUGGGCAUGCGUGGUGAACGGGAAUCCCGCGAUCGAGGACGUGGAGAUUUACGCGAUGACAUACACUCUCACCGCAGUAGUAGCAGUCUUAGUGAACGUAGUUCAGCGGCGGCAGCCGCCGCAGCUGCUGCUGCAGCUGUUGCCGCUGCUAGUGGUAGCAGCAGUUUACAAUCGGCUGCAGCUGCUUUAGGUUUAACCGGCAGUGAACGAUCUCCUAGUGUGGGUAGUGCAAGUGCAGCCGCUGCGGCCGUGGCUGCAGCAGUGGCAGCAGCAGCCAGCCGAAGUGCUAGUGCUGAUGUAUUGAAUAGCCGCGGUGAUGCAGGUAGUGAUCGUGGUAGUGAACGGGGUGUUAACGAUAAUGGUGUGAGGGUUGGUGGUGAUGGUGUUGGUAGCGGCGUUGGUGGUGGUAACGUUGAACGUACCGACGAACGUCGCGGUGGCGAUGACCUUGUGCAGCUAGACUAUAGUAAUCAGAGUAAGAGAGAUCGUGAUAGAGAGGUGUCGACCACACCGGAGCAUAUUAUUAGUAAUAAGCGAAGACGUAAGAACUCAUCCAACUGUGAUAAUUUGUUGACCUCGACCCCAAAUGCGAAUGUACAGGAUAGGCAUUACACUCAAGACUCUCAGGCACCCACAAAUUUUAAAUCAAGUCCCGUGCCAAAAUCUCUUGGCGGUGGUGGUAAUACAUCAGAGACCGAAGAUUCUGGUGGUCGACGCGAUAGUCCGUUGUCGGCGAGUGCUCUUAGUGGUGGCGGUAAUGUUAAUGCAACAUCUGGUGGUAUGGGUUUAAAUCAAUCGUUGAGUAUUAAACAGGAAUUAAUAGAUGCCCAACAACAACAACAACAGCGUGAACAUCAUGUCUCCUUGCCACCCGAAUACUUGCCGCCCGGAGCUUUAAAACAUACAGCCGAUGAUAUGUCGUCGUUAUUGUCAAGCCAUGCUUUACAGGCCGCCGAUACACGAGAGGACCAUAAUGAUACAAAACAAUUACCCUUCGAUCAGUCCGAUAAUAUUGAUGGUGAUAUAGAGGCACACGGUGGUGAUGGUGAUGAUAUGACAGCGUCAAACGAAGAAGAACGCUUACAACAUGAUCAUGAACGCGAACAUGAUAAGCAGCACAAUGAUGAUGAAGAACUGAGACUUGCUCUAGAGGAACGUCGUCGUCGUCCGCCUAUACUUAGAAAUGAGGCAUCAACGUUGCAUUAUGGUGAAGGUGGGAGUGGUGGGGGUGGUGGUGAUGAUACAGAUGAAAUGCAUGAGGGUGAAGAAAUAAUAAUGGAUAAUAAUAACUAUGAUUGCCAAUAUAAAUGUGAGGAAAUGGAUAUAACAAAGAUACGUUGUCAUCAGAGGGAUAUGUAUUUGCAACAGCAGCAUCAUGAUGAACAACAACAAGAUUUAGCACCCAGUAUAACGUCAGCACAUCGUUUGCAUCAUGAGACCCAAUUGCAACAUCAUCAUGCACAGCAACCCUUACAUGUGGUAGCAGCACCUCAGAGUGUUAUUAAUUUGGGAAGAUGUGGUUCAUCAGCCCUAGAUACCUUGGUAGCUGCUGAAGCUGCAGCAGCUGCUCUUUCACCCACAGCCUCUACCACAUCCUCAGCCUCAUUGCAGCAUCAGCAACAUUUGUAUGCAUUGCAACAGCAUCAUCAUCACCAUCAACAGCAGCAACAACAACAUCAUCAUGCUCAACAGCCAACCUCGUCAUCGUCCAGCUCAUCCCUGCAGCAUCAUCAGCAUCCACACCAUCAUCAUCAUGCCAGCUCACAACCGCAACACGGUGGACAACAUGUGGCCAACUAUCAUCAUGGUCAUCUGCACAGACAUCAUGGUUGCAGCAAUACAACUAUUGUUUCGUCAUCAUCUCUUGCCUCCUCGGCCCACGAUAGUGAACACUUAUCAUCCACAUCGGCUUUAACAAAUUCCUCCUCUUCGACAACCUCCUCCUCAUCAUCGGCUGCUGCAGCCGCUGCAGCAGCAGCGGCAGCCGCCGCCAAUAGGCGAGACCAUAAUAUUGACUAUUCUUCGUUAUUUGUACAGCUAUCGGGCACUCUGCCCACCCUAUAUCGUUGUGUCAGUUGUAAUAAAAUUGUGUCAAAUCGUUGGCAUCACGCCAACAUCCAUCGGCCUCAGAGCCAUGAGUGUCCUGUCUGUGGACAGAAAUUUACGCGUCGAGAUAACAUGAAAGCCCAUUGUAAGAUUAAGCAUGCCGAUAUAAAAGAUCGUUUCUUCAGUCAUUAUGUACAUAUGUGAUCAAUUUUAUAUGUAGUCAAGUAAAAGAAUUUAUAUAUAUAUACAAAUAUACAUUUUUAUCUCUCUAACUCUCUCUAUCUCUUCUUACAACUACUUACUUACUUACUACUAUUUCUCUACUAUUACUGACACACUCUCUAUAUAAAUCUCUCUAUCUCUUCUACAUACUUACUAUAAUAAUUAUUAUUA
This is a messenger RNA of Lucilia cuprina (Australian sheep blowfly), 3445 nucleotides long. RefSeq names its product sex determination protein fruitless (gene fru). The coding region runs from base 566 to 3256 and encodes 896 amino acids. The transcript has 7 exons. Gene Ontology annotation, molecular function: protein binding. Gene Ontology annotation, cellular component: nucleus. The record is from RefSeq and is a predicted model, not a curated record. NCBI's taxonomy places the organism in Eukaryota, Metazoa, Arthropoda, Insecta, Diptera, Calliphoridae. Gene Ontology annotation, biological process: regulation of transcription by RNA polymerase II.